Molecule: messenger RNA, 1383 nt
Organism: Penicillium cosmopolitanum
Lineage: Eukaryota; Fungi; Ascomycota; Eurotiomycetes; Eurotiales; Aspergillaceae
Product: actin family protein
Exons: 4
Coding region: 1-1383 (460 amino acids)
Biological process (GO): regulation of transcription by RNA polymerase II
Cellular component (GO): SWI/SNF complex; NuA4 histone acetyltransferase complex
Molecular function (GO): chromatin binding
Source: RefSeq, a predicted model, not a curated record
AUGAAUCCUUCCAAUCCACCCCAAGCUGCUGAAUACGGCGGAGACGAAGUCUCCGCCAUCGUUCUCGACCCAGGCUAUUCAACCACCCGCGCUGGCUUCGCCGGUGAAGACGCCCCCAAGUCCGUCAUCCCAACGUACUACGGCAAGUACAACUAUGAGGGAAAAGAGAGGCUGGUCUUUGGCGACAACAUGUUUGUCCAGCCGCGCGCGGGAAUUUCCGUGCACAACCCGAUCGGCAAGGAUGGUAUUGUCGAGGAUUGGGAUAUGGCAGAGAAAGUCUGGGAGUACUCCUUUGCCUCGCGACUCACUGCCACGAAGCCGGACAAUCCUUUUCAUAAUGGAUUAAACGAUAUCUCUAGUGAAGAGCUCCCCGCCGAGAUGGAGGUUGAGACGGAUGAGAAGCCUCUCGCUGAUACGCCGCUGUUGAUGAGUGAGCCUGGUUGGAACCCUGCCAAGGCGCGUGAGAAGACUAUUGAGAUUGCUAUGGAGAAAUGGGGCACUCCUGCUUUUUACCUUGCGCGGAAUGGAGUUCUUGCUGCUUUCGCUUCCGGCAAGGCCUCCGCACUGGUCAUUGAUAUCGGUGCCUCCAAUAUCUCCGUCACCCCAGUGCACGAUGGCAUGAUCCUAAAGAGAGGCGUGCAGCACUCCCCACUGGGCGGCGACUACAUCUCAUCGCAAAUCCGCGCCCUGUUCAAAAAGAACUCGCCCCAACCCAUCACCAUCACCCCCCACUACCUGAUCAGUUCCAAAACCGCCGUCGAAGCAGGCCAGCCACCCCAAGCAAACUACCGAACAUUCCCCGCAGACCGCGCCCCCGACGCCUCCUACCGCGCAUUGCAAGAAGAGCGCACCUUGGCCGAAUUCAAAGAAUGCGUCGUGCAAACCUGGCCGGGACCCAACAAACUCUCCGGCCCGGGCCCACGGGAAUCUCAAACGAAGAACUCGCUCGCAGCUCGCCGGGCCGUCUUUGGCGUUGACCGAUUCCGCGUUGUCGAAUCGCUCUUCGAUGUCAAGGCUGCUAUCCCGGAUCCCGACUCUCCUGUUCCCGCGCCUACGCAGGCCCAGACUUUGCCGGAGGUUAUUAAGGCUUCGUUGGCUGGCGUUGAUGUAGACAUUCGUCCUCAUUUGUUGUCUAAUGUUGUUGUUACUGGUGCUUCGAGUUUGGUGUAUGGUUUCACUGAGCGGUUGAAUCAGGAACUUAUGACGUUAUUCCCCGGUCCUCGUGUACGUGUCUCUGCUCCUGGUAAUACCUCUGAGCGUCGCUUUGGGUCCUGGAUUGGUGGUAGUAUCCUCGCUAGUCUGGGUACGUUCCACCAGAUGUGGAUUUCUAAGAAGGAGUACGAGGAACAUGGUGCGAAUAUUGUGGAGAAACGGUGCAAAUAA